Molecule: messenger RNA, 507 nt
Organism: Clonostachys rhizophaga
Lineage: Eukaryota; Fungi; Ascomycota; Sordariomycetes; Hypocreales; Bionectriaceae
Source: the annotation of a GenBank genome assembly
AUGUAUUUCGCAAGUGCUUUGGCUACACUUCUGGCUGCUGCCAGCGUUAGUGCUAGCGGUCCCAUUUAUGGGAUGGAUGGCAUUGCGAAAUAUCCAAUUUGUCCCGAUGGCUACGAGACCUACUGUUGCAUGACGGUUACACCAUACUCGCACUCUUGCAGUAGAGGCAGAUGCUCCAACACCCCAGGUUGGAGCUGCGUGAUUGGACCUGGGAAGGUCGAGUCGAUGAAGUACUGUAUGAAUGAGCUUGGCGGAAACAAGGAUCCAUACUGCAAGAAGCCUGGAUACGAGAAUUUCGGAUCUGUUCUGAGAUGGACAGGUGGCUCCUUUAAACCGAUGCUGGAACCAUCCAACUACCGCCAGUAUCUCCGACCGGGAAUGCACCCACCCUGGGUGCCAUCAGAUGAUGAAAUCAAGUGGGAGACAGAGACUGAAGAGAGUGGAGAUGGGUUUGAAACCGAGUUACGCAAGCGCGAGCCCGACCACGAUGAGACAGAUAUGGCAUGA